Messenger RNA from Saccharomycodes ludwigii, 1263 nucleotides. RefSeq names its product Ies2p (gene IES2). The coding region runs from base 1 to 1263 and encodes 420 amino acids. Gene Ontology annotation, cellular component: Ino80 complex. The transcript has a single exon. Lineage: Eukaryota; Fungi; Ascomycota; Saccharomycetes; Saccharomycodales; Saccharomycodaceae. The record is from RefSeq and is a predicted model, not a curated record.
AUGGUGAGGAGCAAUAACACUGCCGGCAGUGGUAAAUCCACUAGGCUAAGAAAAACUCAAGUAAAGAAUUAUGACGAGCAGCAACUCCUCAAUAAUGAUGAAGAUUAUUAUUUUUAUGGAGAUGAAACUGCUGAAAAUGGAAAUAUAGAAGAAGAAAAUAUAACCUUGGAUAAUUUUAACUCUGGUACCCGCACUAGCACCAAGAAUAAAAAAAAAAAUAGAACUGCUAAUUCGGGUCACAAUGCUAAGUCAGGGACUCGUAUUAGCUCCACUUCUGCUUAUAUGAAUAGCGGAAGAAGAACCAUACAAAAAAAUUUCAAAUCGGAAAUACCUUCACGAGUAUCUACCAGGCUAACAAAUAGACAGAGGACAAAUUUUGCAGAAUCUGAUGAAGACAAUGAUGAUGCGGGAGAGAAUAGCGAUUAUGACGAUGAAAUAGUUUCUAAACCAAACAGAACUUCCCAUAGACGUUUGGUAGCUACUUUAAGCAAUGAAGCUGAGGAACUAAAACUAGAAGAUAUGGGAAUGAAUAAAGAAGUACUCAGCAAGAAAAAUUCUUUAAGAAGUAAAAUAGUAAUACCAGAUGAAGAAGAGGGGGAAGAAGAAGAAGAAGAUGAUGAUGAUGCUAUGAUGGUAGCUAACGAUGACGAUGAUGUUAAUGGUGAUGCCGAUGAAGAGGAAGAAGAAGAAGAGAACGAGGAGGAGAAUGAGGAAGAAGAAGAAGAAGAAAAUGAAGAAGAAGAAGAAGAAGAAGAAGAAGAGAAUGAGGAAGAAGAGAAUGAGGAAGAAGGGAAUGAGGAAGAAGAAAAUGAGGAAGAAGGAAAUGAAGAAGAAAAUGAAGAAGAAAACGAGGAAAACGCAAAUGAAGAUAAAGAUGAUGAAGAUACUGUUAACAAUAGAAAUUCUAACAGAUUAACAGAAGAAGAAAUACAAUUAAGAAGAGCAGAGAACGCUCGUAAACGUAAAACUAUCAAUGAAAGAAAAUUAGAAGAAGAAAAAAGGGAUACUAUAAACAAAUUGUUAAAAAGAAGAGCAAACAAAAGUAGAUCUAGGCAGUCUGGCAAUCAUAAUGAUUCUGAUAACGAUGGUGAAAAUAACGAUAAUGACUAUAAUAAUGGUAUGAACGGAAGAAUUCAUAAACCGAGAAGAAUAUAUGAUAAUAAGGGCAUGCGUCGUAUUUUUUAUAAACCAAAUGGUGAUAUAUUGUAUGCCUUGAAUCACAAUGCUUCAGGAACUGAAGCCAGUAAUGACACUGUUGGGUAA